AUGGGGACUAUCUUGGAUCUUCUAGAGAUUCUUGGCCUUGACGAGAGUCAGGAAAAGAUGGCUGAGGUCAUAAGAACAAUAAAGGAGAUGAUCGACAACAAGCCGUGUUUCAACCCGUACCAGAUGACGGACGACCAACUGAGGACGGAGCUGACCGAGAGGGGGAUGAGGGCAGAGGGGACCCGGGAACAUAUGAUCAAGUCCCUCACCACGCCAUCCAACUCCUGUCCUCUCAUGAAGAUAUCCAUGCCUAACAACAUAUACUGUACAUUUGACGACAAAUGUCUUGGGAUGGAAUGCUGCAUACAUUUCAAACUCUUUGUGUUCCGAAAAACCUAUAAAUUGUAUUCAAGAUUUGACCCCUGCGAUUUGAAAUUUUCUGUCGGUGCUGGGAAGUUCAACAAGUCGUUUGGAAUUGACGGUGACCUGAAGGAUAUAUAUGCAGGUUGGUGA
Haliotis rufescens (red abalone) is the source of this 453-nucleotide messenger RNA. RefSeq lists its product as uncharacterized. The record is from RefSeq and is a predicted model, not a curated record. NCBI's taxonomy places the organism in Eukaryota, Metazoa, Mollusca, Gastropoda, Lepetellida, Haliotidae. The coding region runs from base 1 to 453 and encodes 150 amino acids. The transcript is spliced from 3 exons.